Messenger RNA from Exophiala aquamarina CBS 119918, 573 nucleotides. RefSeq lists its product as uncharacterized. The record is from RefSeq and is a predicted model, not a curated record. Bases 1 to 573 code for a protein of 190 amino acids. Lineage: Eukaryota; Fungi; Ascomycota; Eurotiomycetes; Chaetothyriales; Herpotrichiellaceae. The transcript has 4 exons.
AUGCCAAUACCGUUUGGAUUUUCCGUGGGAGACUUUCUAACUGUGAUAGAUCUCACCGCCAAAAUUGUUGGAGCUCUUAGCGAUGCUGGAGGCGCGUCUACCGAAUAUCAACACGCUUUAAUCGAGAUCGAAGGCUUUCAGAGAGUAAUAAAUAUUGUCUCCAAACUCAGCCCGACGGAGAACAAUUUGGAGCAUGCUCUCCAUGGAAGCAUUCGGAAGCUGAGAUGGACAUUCUAUGGCUCAGACGACUUCAAGCAAUUUCGGAGGUUUAUUGGGAUGAAGGUUCUCUGCAUUAACAUGUUGCUUUCCACGCAAUUAUACCAAUCUGAUUCUAAAGCCCAGCCCACUCAGCGACGAGAAGACUCCUAUCUUCUUGGGGAGGUCAUUAAAAUACGGCAAAGCAUGGAACAACUCGAGCUCGCCUCUGUCGCUUCGCAAAACAAUGCGGGUUCUGCAAUCGAAGAGGCCUUGGAACCGGUAAAAGACCAGCUCAACUUUAUCGCCGAUGGUUCUAAACGCAAAUUCGACUCAAUCUCAAUGGAUAUCACAUCCAUUGGGACUUCGGUGUCUUAA